Molecule: messenger RNA, 1296 nt
Organism: Sporisorium graminicola
Lineage: Eukaryota; Fungi; Basidiomycota; Ustilaginomycetes; Ustilaginales; Ustilaginaceae
Exons: 1
Coding region: 1-1296 (431 amino acids)
Cellular component (GO): VCP-NPL4-UFD1 AAA ATPase complex
Molecular function (GO): polyubiquitin modification-dependent protein binding
Source: RefSeq, a predicted model, not a curated record
AUGUCGAUGUUCGGCGGCAUAGAUGGCGGCUUCGCCCGCUUCAUGCAAAAUGGCAUGGAUCCACGCUUUCCAAGGCCACCGCGAGCGUACGAUGAAUACUUCAAAGCAUACAGCAUGGCCAUGCUGCCGGGCAAGGAGCGUCUCAACGUCAGCUACGGAGGCAAGAUCAUCAUGCCUCCCUCGGCACUGGCGCAUCUCACCAACCUCGAGAUCGAAUCGCCGUGGUUCUUUGAGCUGCGUAGCGUAGGCGCAUCCGAGCCUCGACGCACGCAUGCCGGCGUGCUCGAGUUCAUCGCUGACGAGGGAAAUGUGCAUCUUCCCGCAUGGAUGAUGCGGACGCUGGGUCUUGCGGAAGGCGAUCCGAUCCGGCUCACUGGCGCCACGCUUCCUAAGGGCAGGAUGGUCAAAAUCCAGCCACAGACGGUCGACUUUCUCGAGAUCAGCGAUCCAAAAGCGGUGCUCGAGCAGGCGUUCCGCAACUUUUCGGCGCUUACGCCAGGCGAUAUCGUCGAGAUCAGCUAUAACUGUCUCACGUUCGAGAUCCUCAUCAUGGAGAUCACACCCAACGCGGAUGGCAUUUCGAUCAUCGAGACUGAUCUCGAGGUCGACUUUGCGCCCCCCAAAGGAUAUGUAGAGCCGACGCCGCAGCCACGUCCUCCACCCCCCACCAUGGCGUCCAAGCUCAACAUUGACAGUUCCCGCACAGACUCGAUCCCACCCACGCGCACAUCGACACCUGGCUCGCUCGCCGGAACAAGCGCUGCAGGCGGGUCUGGCGUGGCUACCCCCGCUGGACCGUUCCGUGGUUCGGGCCAAACCCUCAGCGGCAAGAAGAGUAAAGGGAAGAAGGAGCGUCAGAUCGAGCAGCUGGAUCCAUUCAGUAUAGUCCGACGUACCGAUUUGCCGCGCAUCGUCACCAAUGACACGCAACUCACAGAGAAAAAGAUCCCGGCCGCACUCAACUUGCCCUUUGGAAAACUUUUCUUUGGCUACGAAGUGAUUCCUGUCGGUGGCAAACCCGACGAUGCUGCCAAGGACAACCCCACAGAGACCUUUGCAGGCUCCGGAACCACCUUGUCUGGUCGUGCGCCGCGUCCCAAGCCGCAAGAGUCGCAGAGCAGCAGACCGACUAGCGAAGCGCCGACGAGGGCGACCGGUUUCACAUUGGGUGGAGGACGCGUGCUGGGCGAAAGCUCGCGAAGCAGUCGGUAUGCCACACCAUCGAGUUCGGACGCUCGCAGCCUCAACGACAGCAAAGAUAGCAAACGUGAUGUCAUCGAAAUUGAUUCUGAUUGA